UGGAGGCGUUGCCCAUGUUUUUGUGCCGUGAUUGUAGUGCUACGCGGUGGCUCUCUUCAGGUAGUGAGGCAAGACCGUCUGUAAGCAGAACCAGCACCGAACGGACUGAGUAGAAGACCUAAAUAUGGCCGGGUUCUUGGAUCAUGUCCAGUGGCCUGCAUGCCUCGACCUGGGGGAGAAACGCAACACCGUCGCGUCCGUAGCGGCAGGAGUCUUGUUCUUCUCCGGCUGGUGGGUGAUGAUAGACGCAGCGGUGCUGUAUCCGUCUCAGGAGCAACUCAACCACGCGUUCCACACCUGUGGAGUCUUCUCCACUAUAGCCUUCUUUAUGGUGAACGCUGUCUCUAACGGGCAGGUGAGAGGAGACGUGUAUGGAGAAGGCUGCUUGGGUCGAACAGGGGCUCGUCUCUGGCUGUUCCUAGGCCUGAUGUUGAUGUUUGCAUCGCUGAUUGCUGCCACCUGGAUCCUGUUUGGAGCUUUCGUUGUCGUUCCCACCAAACUGGUCUACCCCGGCCUGUCCAUCUUCUUCCAGAAUCUUUUAAUUUUUUUCAGUACACUCAUCUACAAGUUUGGUCGGACAGAGGACCUGUGGGGAUAAUCUGACGACUCUUAAAGUGCGCACACACACACACACACACACACACACACACACAUGCACACACGCAUUCACACACACACAGACCCAUCCAUACACAUAUGUAUGCACACACACACACACACACACACACACACACACACACAAAUGCAGUGUGCCAUAUGCAAGUGCAGCUUCCAGGCCAAGCCAGUUCAGGUGUUCUAUAUUUUAAUUAUGAUGAGUCAUAUUCCCAGUGUUGUCACUGUUGUAAUACUUUUAUAAUGACUACUUAUGUCCCCUGUGUUGUAACUGUAAAACUUAUCAUUGUUGUCAUUAUUUUAUAAUGCUGAAAUGAGGAUUCAUCCUAUUGUUUUAUAAUGCUGAAAUGAGGAUUCAUCCUAUUGUUUUAUAAUGCUGAAGUGAUGAUCAUAUCCUCUGUGCGGUCACUGUUGUGACUCUGUUAUGAUGCUGAGGUGAUUCAUAGCCCCACUGUUGUGACUCUGUUAUGAUGCUGAGGUGAUUCAUAGCCCCACUGUUGUGACUCUGUUAUGAUGCUGAGGUGAUUCAUAGCCCCACUGUUGUGACUCUGUUAUGAUGCUGAGGUGAUUCAUAGCCCCACUGUUGUGACUCUGUUAUGAUGCUGAGGUGAUUCAUAGCCCCACUGUUGUGACUGUUAUGAUGCUGAGGUGAUUCAUAGCCCCACUGUUGUGACUCUGUUAUGAUGCUGAGGUGAUUCAUAGCCCCACUGUUGUGACUCUGUUAUGAUGCUGAGGUGAUUCAUAGCCCCACUGUUGUGACUGUUAUGAUGCUGAGGUGAUUCAUAUCCCCACUGUUGUGACUCUGUUAUGAUGCUGAGGUGAUUCAUAUCCCCACUGUUGUGACUGUUAUGAUGCUGAGAUGAUUCAUAUCCCCACUGUUGUGACCGUGUUAUGAUGCUGAGGUGAUUCAUAGCCCCACUGUUGUGACUCUGUUAUGAUGCUGAGGUAAUUCAUAUCCCCACUGUUGUGACCGUGUUAUGAUGCUGAGGUAAUUCAUAGCCCCACUGUUGUGACUCUGUUAUGAUGCUGAGGUGAUUCAUAGCCCCACUGUUGUGACUCUGUUAUGAUGCUGAGGUGAUUCAUAUCCCCACUGUUGUGACUCUGUUAUGAUGCUGAGGUGAUUCAUAUCCCCACUCUUGUGACUCUGUUAUGAUGCUGAGGUGAUUCAUAUCCCCACUGUUGUGACCGUGUUAUGAUGCUGAGGUGAUUCAUAUCCCCACUGUUGUGACUCUGUUAUGAUGCUGAGGUAAUUCAUAGCCCCACUGUUGUGACUGUGUUAUAUUAUACAGUAUGUGUAUAUCACUCAUGUGAAGAUGGAGGGCAGCUGUGAGCCAGGAAUGUUCUGGAACUCGAUCAAAUGCCCUAUUGCCAUGGUGAUGCUGCGAGUUGGUGACUAUGGUUACAUGCACAACAUAUUCAGAUUUUGCAAUGCUUUUGCCCAUCCAUUAAUUCCAUUCCAUUAAUUCCAAUUACAUUUUAGCUGUCAGGUUUGAGUUCAUAAAUCGUCCUCAUUUAGUCUAGCAUGUGAGGCAUCAUUUAGCCUCGUUAGCACGCUAGGCCUCAUCUGGUUAGCAUGCGAGGCAUCAUUUAGCCUCGUUAGCACGCUAGGCCUCAUCUGGUUAGCAUGUGAGGCAUCAUUUAGCCUCGUUAGCACGCUAGGCCUAAUCUGGUUAGCAUGCUGGGCCUUAUUUUCACUCCAGAUUUCCACACUUUUCACUAUGUUGCCAAGUUGUCAGAGCAACCGACCAAGCUGCCUUAAUUCCUUGGAUGAAAAUGCGUAAAUUGAUGCGUAAAUUUAUAUUUCAAAAGGGACAUUUCCCCAGUAAUGUGGUUAAUGGCCCAGUGUUCUGGUAGUACAGGUGAUAUGGGUCUUAGAAGUAGACUUAGGUCUUAUCCAGGUUGUUAUCCUCAUUAUUAAUUCUGUAUAAUUUCACCAUUCUGAUUAAAGUAGAAAUAUGUUGUGCUUGUAAGCGUAGGCAGUGUGUGGUGUGCAGGCGGAUGUAGUUUAUAUUCUGUCUCUUUUAUAAAGUCUUUACAUUUGUGCCAAAUGGGAAUCACUCUGUGAGAAUUCCAUUGUAGUGUGUUUUUUGUAAAAGGAUAAACCCCCCCCCCCCCCCCCAAACACACACACACACACACACACACACACACACACACACGUAUGUACAUACAUGCUGAAGAGUUAAGAUGCAUCUAGUGCACAGUUAGAAAUGUACCAUCAUUUGUGAUAAUAAAGAGAUUUUUAAGGAUA
Molecule: messenger RNA, 2863 nt
Organism: Sardina pilchardus (European sardine)
Lineage: Eukaryota; Metazoa; Chordata; Actinopteri; Clupeiformes; Clupeidae
Product: transmembrane protein 50B-like
Exons: 7
Coding region: 125-598 (157 amino acids)
Biological process (GO): late endosome to vacuole transport via multivesicular body sorting pathway; protein targeting to vacuole
Source: RefSeq, a predicted model, not a curated record